Candidozyma auris is the source of this 1914-nucleotide messenger RNA. RefSeq names its product putative GTPase (gene NOG1). The record is from RefSeq and is a predicted model, not a curated record. The coding region runs from base 1 to 1914 and encodes 637 amino acids. Gene Ontology annotation, cellular component: nucleolus. Gene Ontology annotation, molecular function: GTP binding; RNA binding; GTPase activity. The transcript has a single exon. Gene Ontology annotation, biological process: ribosomal large subunit biogenesis. Lineage: Eukaryota; Fungi; Ascomycota; Pichiomycetes; Serinales; Metschnikowiaceae.
AUGCAGUUAUCUUGGAAAGAUAUUCCAACGGUGCCGACGGCCAACGACAUGUUGGACAUUGUGCUCAACAGAACACAAAGGAAAACGCCUACCGUGGUGAGACCGGGGUUUAAGAUUUCUCGUAUCAGGGCAUUUUAUAUGAGGAAGGUGAAGUUCACAGCAGAAGGGUUCUCUGAGAAAUUCACAGACAUGUUGGCUGGUUUUCCCAACAUCAAUGAUGUGCAUCCCUUUCACAGAGACUUGAUGGAUACGUUGUAUGAGAAAAACCACUACAAGGUUUCCUUGGCAGCCAUCUCCAAAGCUAAGACUUUGAUUGAGCAAGUGGCCAGAGACUACAACCGUCUCUUAAAGUUUGGUCAGUCUUUGUACCAAUGUAAACAGUUGAAGAGAGCUGCUUUGGGUAGAAUGGCCACGAUCACGAAGAAGUUGAAGGAUCCAUUAAUUUACUUGGAACAAGUGAGGCAGCACUUGGGGCGUUUGCCUUCGAUUGACCCCAACACCAGAACCCUCUUGAUCUGUGGUUACCCCAACGUGGGUAAGUCCUCGUUCUUGAGAUGCAUUACCAAGGCUGAUGUCGAGGUACAACCUUAUGCUUUCACAACUAAGUCUUUGUACGUGGGUCACUUUGACUAUAAGUAUUUGAGAUUCCAGGCCAUUGAUACCCCCGGUAUAUUGGAUCGUCCUACCGAAGAAAUGAACAACAUUGAGAUGCAAUCGAUUUACGCCAUCGCUCACUUGAGAUCAUGCGUAUUGUACUUCAUGGACUUAUCAGAGCAGUGUGGAUUCUCGAUUGAAGCACAGACCAAAUUGUUCCACUCCAUCAAGCCUUUGUUCGCUAACAAGUCUGUCAUGGUUGUUUUGAACAAAAGUGAUAUCAUAAGACAAGAAGAUUUGCCAGAGGAGCAACAAGCCCUCUUGAAGUCUAUUGCUGACAGUCCUGGUGUCGACAUCAUGAACACUUCUUGCUACGCCGAGGAGAAUGUCAUGCAAGUGAGAAACCAGGCUUGCGAGAAGUUGUUGACAGCUAGAAUCGAACAGAAGUUGAAGGGCUCUGCUCGUGUGAACAAUGUCUUGAACAAGAUUCACGUGGCUAGAUCACAAAUGCGUGAUGAAGAGUCCAGACCAGCUUUCAUCCCUGAGGGUGUCCAAAGUUUGGCCAAAUACGACCGUGACGAUCCGAACAGAAGAACUUUGGCCAAGGAUAUAGAGGCAGAAAAUGGUGGUGCUGGUGUGUACAAUGUCAACCUCAAAGACUUCUACUUAUUGGAAGACGAUGAGUGGAAGGCUGAUACAAUGCCAGAAGUGUUGGACGGUAAGAAUGUCUACGACUUCUUGGACCCAGACAUCGCUGCCAAGUUGCAAGCGUUGGAAGAUGAAGAGGAGAGACUAGAAGCUGAGGGAUUCUAUGAUUCGGACUCUGAGAUCGAGGACGAGGAGACUGCUGACAUCCGUGAGAAGGCUGAGUGGAUCAGGAACAAGCAUAAAGUUAUGAUCAAGGAGGCCCGUACAAAGAAAUCAUUAAAGAACAAGUCCAUGAUGCCUAGAGAGCAUGUCAAGAAAACGUUUGGCGAAAUGGAGGAACAUAUGGCUUCUUUGGGCCAUGAUACUAGAAAUUUGAAGCAGAGAGUCAAAAACCAGAAAUCUCUCAGUGGUGUGGAUGUCUUGAAGCACAAUCGGGGACUCGCACAAAAGAAGAAGAUUCAGAAGAAGCAGGCUCCAGUUAACCAAAACGACAGAUUGAGUGCUGGUGUAGCCGAUGGAGCCUUGAGAUCCCAAGCUGAGAGAGUUGCCAAAUUGCAGAGAAGAGAGAGAAACCGCCAGGCAAGAUUGGGAGAGGCCGACAGACACACGGUUGCAUCUAUGCCCAAGCACUUGUUCUCCGGGAAGAGAGGGUUCUCUGCUGACCGUCGUUAG